AUGGACUUAGAAAUUGAUUUAAAUCUAAAUUUGGAUGAAUGCAAUAAAGAAGGUGAUGAGAGGGAGAUUGACAAUAUUAAAGAUGGGGAAGAUGGAAAAAUUUUAGAACUUUAUGAUGGAAUGGAAUUUGAUUCAUAUCAAAAGGCAUAUUCAUGUUAUUUAAAAUACACCAAAUUGACUGGAUUUGGUAUUACCACAAGAUCUAGUCGUCGAUCAAAAACUUAUGGAGAGUUCACUGAUGUAAAAUUCGUUUGUACAAGAUAUGAGCUUAAACAAGAAUCAAAUGCUGCCAAUCAACACCCUUACUUAAAGAUAGAUUGUAAAUCAAUGUUACAUGUAAAGAAAAAGUUAGGAGGAAAAUGGUAUGUUCAUAGUUUCAUCAAAACACAUAACCAUGAGCUUUAUCCUGCCCAUGGUCAUUACUUUCCGUGUCAUAGAAGGAUUACCUCUUCCAAUAAGAAUAGUAUUAACAAUUUGCAUGCAGUUGGUGUUAGCACAAGUAAAAUUUUUGCUGCAAUAGCAAAACAACAUGGAGGAUAUGAAAUUGUUGGCUUUUUGGAGAAAGACAUUAGAAAUAAUUUGGACAAAGAAAGGCACUUAGCACUUGAAAUGGGGCAUGCUAAAGCAAUGCUUGAGCAUUUUGUGCAUUUGAAGAAGAAAAUCCUAACUUCUUUCAUGCAAUUGACUUGGAUGAAGAACAAAGUCUCAAAAAUGUUUUUUGGGUUGAUGCAAAAAUCUAUUUUAUUUGGAUAUGCAUUGCUUAAAGAUGAAACUACAUCAACAUUUAUUUGGCUAAUGAAGACAUGGAUUAGAGCAAUGGGUGGAAAACCUCCAUCUGCUAUUUUAACUGACCAAGAUAAAGCUAUGAAAGCAGCCAUUGCAAUUGUCUUUCCAAAUACAAGGCAUCGCUUUUGUUUAUGGCACAUAUUGAGGAAAGUUCCUGAAAAGCUUGCGCAUGUAAUAAAGGCAAAUGAGAGCUUUAUGAGAUCAUUCAACAAUUGUAUCUAUAAUUCAUGGACUAAUGAAGAUUUCAAGAACAAAUGGUGGAAUAUGAUUAAGAAUUGUAAACUUAAAGGAAAUGAAUGGCUUGAAUCUUUGUUUGAAGACCAAAAGCAUUGGGUGCCUGUUUACAUGAGAGAUACAUUUUUUGCAGAACCAUUUGCUGAAUAUGGAGGAUUCAAUCCCUGGUUCAAAACAAACACAAUUAUGACUUUGCAAAAGAACAAUGUGUGGAGGAAAGCAUAUGGGCUGCAACAUGUGAAUGAACUUCAUCCUUUGUGA
This is a messenger RNA of Ziziphus jujuba (common jujube), 1281 nucleotides long. RefSeq names its product protein FAR-RED IMPAIRED RESPONSE 1-like. Gene Ontology annotation, biological process: regulation of DNA-templated transcription. The coding region runs from base 1 to 1281 and encodes 426 amino acids. The transcript has 4 exons. Lineage: Eukaryota; Viridiplantae; Streptophyta; Magnoliopsida; Rosales; Rhamnaceae. The record is from RefSeq and is a predicted model, not a curated record.